This is a messenger RNA of Galeopterus variegatus (Sunda flying lemur), 1386 nucleotides long. It is a transcript of the gene KRT26, whose product is annotated as keratin 26. Bases 1 to 1386 code for a protein of 461 amino acids. NCBI's taxonomy places the organism in Eukaryota, Metazoa, Chordata, Mammalia, Dermoptera, Cynocephalidae. The record is from RefSeq and is a predicted model, not a curated record. The transcript is spliced from 8 exons. Gene Ontology annotation, molecular function: structural molecule activity.
AUGUCUCUCCAAUUUUCUAGUGGAUCCAGGAGGAUCUGCUCGCGAGCUGGGUCUGUUAGGCUGUCUGGUGGAGGAAUAGGCUUUGCAGCUGGGAAUAUGUGUGUUGGGUCAGGAGCAGGAAGCAGCUUUUCUUGUACUCUUGGGAAUGUUUCUUCUGGAGGAAGCUUCUGCAGUGGUGGUGGAGGGUUGGGAAGUGGUGUCUGUGCUGGUUUUCUUGGAAAUGAGCAUAGCCUCUUCUCUGGGAAUGAAAAAUUGACCAUGCAGAACCUCAACGACCGCCUGGCAUCCUACCUGGACCACGUGCGAGCUCUGGAGGAAGCAAACACAGGCCUAGAGCAAAAGAUCAAGGGCUGGUAUGAGAAAUAUGGGCCUGGUUCUUGCCGGGGACACAAUCACGAUGACAGUAGAUAUUUCUCAGUCAUUGAAGAUCUUAAAAGGCAGAUUAUGUCUGUGACCACCUCCAAUGCCAGUGUUGUUCUACAAAAUGACAAUGCCAGACUGACCGCUGAUGACUUCAGGCUGAAGUAUGAAAAUGAGGUUGCUCUGCACCAGAGCGUUGAGGCUGACACCAACGUUCUCCGCAAAGUGUUGGAUGAAUUGACCCUUUGUUCAACUGACCUGGAGAUACAGUGUGAGACUCUCAGUGAGGAAUUGAUAUACCUCAAAAAAAAUCACAAGGAGGAAAUGGAGGUUCUGCAAUGCACAACUGGGGGAAAUGUGAACGUGGAGAUGAACGUAGCCCCAGGAGUGGACCUCACUGCUCUGCUGAACAGCAUGAGGGCCGAGUAUGAGGACUUGGCUGAGCAGAACCGCAAAGACGCUGAGGCCUGGUUUAACAAGAAGAGUGCAUCGCUGCAACAACAGAUUUCGGACGAUGAAGGAGCAGCCACAGCAGCCAGAAGUGAGCUGACGGAACUGAAACGCAACCUGCAAACCCUCGAAAUAGAACUUCAGUCCCUCCUGGCUGUGAAACAUUCCUACGAAAGCUCCUUGUCCGAGACUGAAGGAAAUUACUGCAUUCAACUUCAGCAAAUCCAGGAUCAAAUUGGGGCAAUAGAGGAACAACUGCAACAAAUUCGAAUGGAAACAGAAGGCCAGAAGCUGGAGUAUGAUCAGCUUCUCGAUAUCAAAAUAUUUUUAGAAAAAGAAAUUGAAACUUAUUGCUACUUACUAGACGGAGAAGGAAGAAAAAGCAAAUCCACGUGUUAUAAAUCAACAGGAUCUACACCUGUAAAUUCUGGAAAUCAUGUCAAAGACUCAACAGAAGAAACUGUUGUCAAAACAGUGGUUGAGGAGCUGGAUCAACUUGGCAACGUCCUUUCACUGAGGGUUCACUCAGUAGAAGAAAAAUCCUCUAAAAUAAGCAACAUUACAAUGGAGCAAUGA